GUAGUGUAUUGCGGCUCAGUUCAAUUACCACCCUCUCACCACAACGAACAGGUUCCGGAAGGCGCGCCGGAGGUCUGCCAACCGACCAUCAGCUGGUGGGCGCGGCGCCGCUCAAUUAAUUGUCCAUUCGGUGGAGCAUAUAACAUCCCGCCAGCCUCAAUCAUCGCCGUCGAUAAGCUUCGCAUCAGUUCCUGUCUUCAGUCGAGCGCCAACGACCAGACCAGCUGGUAUCUCGGUCUCUGCGACACAUCAUACUACUACUAAGCCCCACCUCCCAUCCUUCAACCGGACACCCGACCAACGCGUGCCUGCGCCUGCUACAGUAGCAAGGAACGAAAGUCGAGAACACGAUACACAACAGACGCGGCCACGCCUAACUUACCACAUACAAUGGACUUCGCGCCCUAUCAGUCCUCUCCACCGGAGCACAGCCGCUCGCCCACGCAUAGCGCCGUCGCCUCCCCACGCACCUCCCUCGAAAACAACAACAACCGCCGCGGCGCAUAUUCUCCCGCCACGGGGCACCAUUACCAACAACGACAAUCCCAAUUCUCGCCCCCGCCAUUGCAGCACCCGCAGCCGCAGCGCGCGUGGUCCGGCGAAGGAGUCGGCAGGUACCAGAGUCCGUUGGCGCAUGCGGCGCAUCCAGACACUUCGGCAUGGGCAGAGCCAGGAACAUUGAACGGUGGCGGCGGCGGAGGGGGAGGAGGAGGUAUGGGGGAUUACUUCAGCUCGCUGGGCGCGAGGGAGGGGAUGGUGUCCGAAUUCGACACGAGCCUGGGGCUGAGGCUGGAUUACGAGGCAUGUUUAGCAUACCUGCUCCUGCCGCCUUUGGGGGCUCUCUUUCUUCUGAUUCUAGAGCGGAAGAGUGAUUAUGUCCGGUUCCAUGCGUGGCAGUCUGGCCUGCUCUUUACGGCGCUGUUUGUGGUGCACUUGCUGUUUUCAUGGUCAACCUUUCUGAGCUGGGUAUUCAUCCUGGGCGAUUUAGUUCUAAUAGCGUGGCUGGCGCUGAACGCGUACCGGGACGCGGAUACGUUGGACCGGUAUGAAGUACCGAUCGUCGGACCGAUAGCAAGCAGGAUCUUGGACGACGAAUGACGCUGGGUACAGGGCGGGCUUUUGCCGGAUUCGUACUUUCAGGGUUUUCAGGAGUUGGUGGCAUGUGCUGUACUAGAUAUCAAGUUUUGUAGUCAUGGUGCUUUUGUCACCAUGAACUUCUCAGGCGGUAGCGACGGGUACUUUGGAUGAGAGGAGCGUAAUCCACUCACAAUGCUCUGGCACGUACUCCCAUUUGGCAGUCCUACUAGUAGUAAAGCCUGUGCUCAUUCCAGUUAAGGUAGCUCUUACUGAGAGUGAAAGUGUAGAUUACAAAUUUACAAACGGUCACCGUAUCACAA
Molecule: messenger RNA, 1397 nt
Organism: Chaetomium strumarium
Lineage: Eukaryota; Fungi; Ascomycota; Sordariomycetes; Sordariales; Chaetomiaceae
Exons: 3
Coding region: 391-1098 (235 amino acids)
Source: RefSeq, a predicted model, not a curated record